Pristis pectinata (smalltooth sawfish) is the source of this 2726-nucleotide messenger RNA. RefSeq names its product immediate early response 5 (gene ier5). The record is from RefSeq and is a predicted model, not a curated record. Lineage: Eukaryota; Metazoa; Chordata; Chondrichthyes; Rhinopristiformes; Pristidae. The coding region runs from base 964 to 2142 and encodes 392 amino acids. The transcript is spliced from 2 exons.
AUGGGUAUCGCUUUAUUGCUAGAGUUGAAACACUUGCGAUUAAGAGUUCACUGAAUGUGCAGAAAUAUCAGGAUGCUCUGAAGCUAUCGAGGGCUUUUAAAAAGUGAUGUAAGUUAACAAAAGUUGAUCGACUUGGGCACCGUGUUUGUAAUUUUGCGGUGUACUAUCCGAAAUGCAAUGAACAAAUAUUUUAAAAUACGAUCUCCCAUGUUAUCCCGCGUGUUGACAAACUGUGGAUUUUCGAGUCCUUAAGUGUUGUAUUUUGAUCAACCUUUAACAAACCGUGAUGAAUAAUUUUAUUAUGGAAAGGAAAAAAAGUGCUGAAUAGGCCCCUCCUCUUCCCCAGCACAUGACUGACUGAAACUGACAAUAAACAUUACAUCAGCGGAAAUUCCUCAUCAAAACACUACUCUUAAAGGGGGCAUCGUUGGCAGAGGAGGAGGAUGCACUCACACAUGCAGCCUUGGAAGAGGGGCAGAAAAUCAAGCUGAACAAAUCCCAGAUGGCCAACCUCCUGGACCUGUUAAUAGCGACUUUGGCUAGCACCUGGCAAGGAGAUUCUUGGACUGUUCAAAAAUCAGGAUUGUGAGACUGGGUGUAAACAGAAUUUGAGGAUUGGCCACUUUGAUAAAGUUUCUAGGUCUCAAUUUUUUUUUAACAUUGGCUAAAGGUAUUAGCUAAAUGCAAUCUAGAAGAGACUCUGUAUUUACUGAUCUUUACAGGAUUUGAGUUUAUCAUUGGAAGUUAUAAGCCACGAAGAGAGAUAUUCAGCUUGGACCUAUCCUUGCGAUUGGAAUUGAAAUCAACUAAAUUAGCACACUCUCAAUUAUUUUUGUACUGCAUAGCUCAGGACAAUUGCUGGACAAUGUCUUUUCCCAUCAGUAAGGCAAAACAACAGAAAGGUAAUCACCUUCCCUCUUUUCGGGAUCCAUUGUGUUUUAAGGUGUGCACCUGAAAUUCUUUAUGACGUGGUGGGGGGGGGGGAGGAAAUGCGGACGGUGCCGCUUUAAGAGCGUUUUGGUGACGGCUUCUAUUCAAAUAAAGCUGUGGCGGGCUCGGACGCCUAUUGGCCAAGAUUUGUCUGUCUGUGGGCGGGGUUUGCGCCUUCGGAACGCCUGUGGCGACGGUGAUUGGCCGGCGUCGAGUCGCUUGGGCGGUAUAAAUAGCGUGCUAUUUUUAAACGGUUACUAUUUCCCGGAGCGGCGGUGGCGCGGUACGGUGAGCGGAACGGAGCUCACAGGCGCCUUACGGCCAUCGGUUAACAGGGGACCCCCCCCCCCCCCCACCACCCCAUUGGUCUUAGCUUCCCAGCUCAUCCCACAGGGGGAAUCGGCUGACAUCUCGGGGGAGUCCCCGUUCGGUUACCGGGCGCGGAAAGUUGCGAGCCGGAUCAUGGCGUUUAAGGUGGAGGCGCACCGCAUCAUGACCAUCUCCCUCGGCAAGAUCUACUCGUCCCGGGUCCAGCGCGGUGGCAUCAAGCUGCAUAAGAACCUGCUGGUGUCGUUGGUGCUUAGGAGCGCCCGGCAGGUCUACCUGAGCGAGCAGGAGGAACUCUACCUGCAGGCGCAAGGCCAGUUCCAGCCGGCGGGCGGCCAGCAGCCUCCCAACUGGGCCGAGAUGGAGGAGAGGAUUGCCGGCGAGAGCCCGUGCGAGCAAGGGCCGGGCCGGGCGGAGGCGACGGAGAGGACUGAACCGCAGGAGCCGAGUUGGGCGGAGGCGGAGAGGACUUUGUGCCCGCCCUCCCAGGACCAAGGUCUGGAGGCGAAGGCCACCCAAGAGCAGCACGUCCCCCGCCAGCCCCCGGCGGCUUGCGCCCAGCAGCUGGAGGCCAGGGUGUCCCGAGAGCCUGGCUCUCCUUCGGGCUGUGGCCGGAAAAGGAGGAGUGGAGAGCAAGGGGGCGCCGAGCCUGAAAGCCCGCUCAAAAGGCCCAGGACCGAGCAACAUCUGACCAUCCCGGCCGCCACCCACCAGGAGGAAGAGGAGAUGGAGACCUCCAACGUCUCCAACCUCAUCAACAUCUUUGGCUCCAGUUUCUCUGGACUCCUGAGCAAAGAGGAGAGUGACGGCGAGAGCGGGCAAAUUUGUUGCGAUCAAGUGCUGGGGAACAUGGGCUCCUGGAACAGGGCGAUUGUCGCCUUCUGAAAGCUUCGUCCUUUGGGACGGGAGUGAUAGAGACCAGGACUUUGUCGGCUUCGACUGGUUCUCACUUCUGGAGCAUGUGCAACGGCUGGGGAGGUUUGGUUCGAAGCAUCCUGCACCUCUCUGAAAAGGCGCCCUCAGCACCACGUGGAGAGCAGCUUCAUUCACCACCCCCAAUGAGGAAAUGGAAGGAUAGGCGGGCCCUGACAGGCGUGUUCAGACUCGGGCGGAGGACAUUUCUUUGAGUUGGGAGUUCCUGUGGAUUUUUUUCUGGUUUAAUUGUGUAGCUUUGCAGCCCGACUAAAUAUUGAAAGGUAGCAAGAGUACUUCGAAGUUUUACUGUAUAUCGAAACCAAAUACAACUUACUGAGUCAGUUGCCUUUUUCCGUCUGUUCUACGCCCUUUCGCAGAUAUUAAUUUGCAUUGGACUCGUACUGAGCAGUUUGGGCACACUUCUGUACGUUUUAUUUACGUCUUUGUUUUAUAAAGACAAGAAAAGUGUUCGAUUAUUAUCCGUUUUUGUAUACUGUUUUCAUUGUUGUAUGAAUGGUGUAAUUUACAAUAAUUAAAAGGUUAUUUUAAAUCUU